Molecule: messenger RNA, 1001 nt
Organism: Punica granatum (pomegranate)
Lineage: Eukaryota; Viridiplantae; Streptophyta; Magnoliopsida; Myrtales; Lythraceae
Source: RefSeq, a predicted model, not a curated record
AGUUGGGAAGUGAUGCACGGCCUUUGCUUGUGUUGCCUCAACACAUCAGUUUUAGCUUCUUCACCCUUCAAUACUGUGCUGUAUAGAAAGAGACUGCUGCUUCCCUCCCUCCCCUCUCUCUCUCUCUCCCCUCUCCUCCUCCUCCUCCUCCUCUCUGUUCCCCUCAUUCAUUCUUCUUCUUACCGCUCCGAGAAGUCGAGAGACGAAGAUGGGAAACUGUCAGGCUAUAGAUGCUGCAGCUCUGGUGAUACAACACCCUUGCGGGAGGAUCGAGCGGCUCUACUGGCCAGUGACUGCGAGCGAGGUCAUAAGGACAAACCCGGGCCACUAUGUCGCACUCAUCAUCCCGUUGCCAACCAACCCGGGAGGAGAAGACAGCAACGGUAAGCAGCAUCCCAGUGACGACCAUGACAAAGUCCGGUUCACCCAAGUCAAGCUGCUGCGCCCGAGCGAAACCCUCACCCUCGGGCACGCCUACCGCCUCAUCACCUCUCAAGAGGUUAUGAAGGUUUUGAGAGCCAAAAGGCAUGCGAAGAUGAAGCAGCAGCAACACUCACACCAGCAAUCAGCUGAGAAUUCAUCACAUGAGGAGGAGACAAGUAGUCAGACAAGACCAGAUGCUUCUGACCGAGAGAAGAGCAACCAGAGGACCGGAGGCGGAACGUUGUCCAUCAACUCAGUAGCAGUGAGGCCAAAGUCGUGGCGCCCCAGCUUACACAGCAUCGCUGAAGUUGCAAGCUGAGACUGGUCUGAGCUGAGAGACACAGAGCAGGCCAUGAAAGAUGAGUCAAUGAUGGCCCCGUAACUGAAGCAGAAGCACUCCCUCAAAGAUAAGAAAAUCACCGAGGCUUUGAAGCUACUACUUUAGCGGAGAAAGAAGAUAGAAAUAAGAGAAUGUUGUUAUAUGAAGUCCCUCUAUUUCUAAUCUUUUAGGUGAUAUAAGACCUCUGUACAGUUGUUUACAACAGAUAAAUGGAUGAGGAACUCAUUUAAUGAUAAAA